This is a messenger RNA of Mirounga angustirostris (Northern elephant seal), 4416 nucleotides long. It is a transcript of the gene NHERF2, whose product is annotated as NHERF family PDZ scaffold protein 2. Gene Ontology annotation, cellular component: apical plasma membrane. Gene Ontology annotation, biological process: protein localization to plasma membrane. The record is from RefSeq and is a predicted model, not a curated record. NCBI's taxonomy places the organism in Eukaryota, Metazoa, Chordata, Mammalia, Carnivora, Phocidae. The transcript has 6 exons. Gene Ontology annotation, molecular function: protein-membrane adaptor activity; signaling receptor binding. Bases 2812 to 3495 code for a protein of 227 amino acids.
GCUUGUCCCAGAACCAUCGUGUCUGCCUCUGGAUGGCGGGCAGUCUCCCCCUCCGCUCACCUCCACAAGGCUCUGUCUCCAUCUCUUCUGCCUCUUGGGGCCCCUGGUGACUACCCUCUUGGCUACUUGGGGCCACUCUUUCUGCCCUCAGUCUGUGUUCUAAGGCAGGUGGACUCAGGGGAGCGUGGCCCUGGUCCCUGGCCCUCCAUCUCCAGCGCUCUUCCCCAGGAUGCUCAUUAGAGCUCCCUGGCCUAGGAAAGGUCACUCUGACAAGCCCAGCCUAGGGGCUGAGGGAACUGGGAAGGGUCUGCAGGGAUGUUCUGUGACGGAGUGUGUCUAGCUCUGUGUUGAUGUCAGGUGUCUGCCUGUCUAAGGAGCCUGCUUGUGCUGGGAAGGUCUUGAGAGGUAGGGGCUGGUCCUUCUCUGUGGGCAGUGCAUGGUUGGGGACAGCCGGGGACACUCUGAGCUGGGUCCUCAGCUUGGGGUCUACCGCGAUUGGGGUACUUUUCUCUUCCUGUGUCCGCUCCAGGCCAGAAGAGCUGGAAUAAAUAUGUGUGUGCGUGUGUGUGUGUGUUGCUAUUCUACAGACUUCUGGGUGGCAGGACUUGGGCGGGGGUUCCUGCUUGGGGGAGGCCAAGAGGAAGAGCCUGCCCUUGCUUGUUCUACCCCGUUUUUUUUAAUUUUAUUAUUAUUUGUUUCUUUAUUUGAGAGAGGGAGAGGGGGAGAGAGAGAAAGGGAGAGCAACUGGAGGGGCAGAGGGAGAGAAUCCCCAAGCAGAUGCCCCACGGAGUGUGGGGCCUGACUCCAGGCUCAACGCAGGGCUCGAUCUCACGACCCAUGAGAUCAUGACCCAUGAGAUCAUGACCCUGAGCCAAAACCACCCAGGCGCCCCGAUUGUUCUAUCAUCUCGAAGCCCCAUGGUACUGUUUCUCGUGCCCGUUUUGCCUUUUUUUUUUUUUUUUUAAGAUUUUAUUUAUUUAUCUGACAGAGAACGAGAACACAAGCAGGGGCAGAGGGAGAGAGAGAAGCAGAGUCCCUGCUGAGCAGGGAGCCCCAAAUGGGGCUCCAUCCCGGGACCCCAGGAUCAUGAUCUAAGCCGAAGGCAGACGCUCAAGGGACUGAGCCACCCAGGCGCCUUUUUUCUUUCUUCUCUCUCUUUUUUUUUAAAUUUCUUUAAAGGAUUCAAUCCCAGGGGUUUCCCCAGAUCCCACUUUGAGAACCACUGGCCUAAUGCCAGUGGAGGUGUGAGAUCUGAAGUUUCUGGGUGUGCAUGUCUCACGUGUGAGCUGGCCGUGCCUGGGGCUCGGGGGAAGGCGGCAUUUCAGGUGGGAAGCCAGCCUGGAUGCAGACCUGGGUCUGAACCUUCAGGAUGCUUUUUGUUCUCUGGGCUGGAGAGCCUAUGGGGGUGGUCAGGGCCCGAGUUGGGGGCAUCCGGGUCAGCUGUGGGGUUUCAGGGAGGUCUGGGACGAUGUGCUGGCUGGGCUGGCUCCCAGAGCACCGCUCCUUCGCAGGCGUCUUACCUCCCGGAGGAAGCGCCCCCGCCCCCAGGCGUUUGUCCAUUGAUUUAGACACAAACGCUGAGUUCACCUUCCUGUGGAAAAAUCCGCCCUCGGGGCUUAUCUGGAGGGUGGGGUGCUGAGGCACCUUGUCCUUGGGUGGGACCUUCCCUCUCUGCUAUUUCAGGCUCUGGGAGCCACAGGAAGCCUUAGGAGGGGGCUUCCUCUGGGCGUAUUUUUAGAGGAACAAAGUGGGGCCUGACUGGCAGGGGCUCUGUGGUAGGGGCCAGCCUGGGGACCGGGACUCCAGGAUGUCAGGGGAGGCCCAGGGGACAGGGCGACCCCCUCCCUCCCAGCCAGAGACCUGAUGUCUAACUGGCUGAGCUCAGAGGGUCCGAUGGAAGAGCCAGGCCUCGGCUGACCUCCCCAGGACCGAUUGGCGGUCAGGGUGCCUGGGAGGGUGGUUCUUGCCUGCGGCAGGCAGGACAACCGGCUGGGAUGGAUGUGGUUUGCUCUAGUGCAGGAUGUCAGCCCCCGGGGGCCCCGUGGGAAGUAAGGGCCAAGCUGGGACUCAGGGCCCCGCAAGUCACUCCUGUCCUCUCAGCUCCUUUUCCUCCGUCCCGGCUGGGCUGUGGGAGGUGGGGCGGGGAGGACACCGAUGGGGCGGCCCCUCCCAUUGGGGUGCUGUGGGGUCCUAGUCAGUGGUGACUCAGCCCCAGGCCAGAGCAGGCUGGGCAGGCUGAAGCUGCAGUCCAGCUGAUCCUGACAGUGACGAGAGGGACAGCCCCCAAACAGAUGGGGCAGCCUGCGGUACCAGGGCCGUGGAGGUGGGGACAGAGCCUGGGCCCCCACUGCCCGUUCUAGAGGCCCUUAGGGUCCGAGCGUGAGCGAGCGAGGGAGUGAGAGUCCUGCAGGGGGUGACCGCCUGGUGUGGGAGCCUCGUACCUACGGGAAGGCUCUGGGAGCCUCAGCAGGACUGUCUUAUGCUCCGGCGCCGGGGACCCCUCCCUUGCCUCCCUGUCUCCCCAGCCCCGGGUCCUGGGAGCAGGGCAGGGCCUCCCAGCAGCUUCCUUCCUUCCUUUCUUGGGACUGAAACCUAGCCAGUAUGGGGUGCCUAGCUGGGGCCUGAGCAGGGGAGGGGGACCCAGACACCACCCUGCUCCCCAAAGUGACUCAGCCCCCAUGUCCCCACCCAUCCCUGGGGAGCCGGGGCCGCUGUGGGAGGUGGAUAAAUGGGGUGGUGGCCUGGGCUGGCCGGAGACUUCAGGCCACUCUGGCUGGACGCUCGGUGCCUGCCACUUCUCUCCUGCCUCCCAUGGCCCGCUCUGGGGAUGCCACACCACCGGCACCAGCCCCAGGAGCCCCUCCGAAGAGACCAUCCUGGGGACUUGUGCAGGAUGUCAGUGGGCCCCCGAGGGAGCUACGCCCUCGGCUGUGCCACCUCCGAAAGGGCCCCCAAGGCUACGGGUUCAACCUGCACAGUGACAAGUCCCGGCCGGGACAGUAUAUCCGCUCCGUGGACCCAGGCUCACCUGCUGCUCACUCUGGCCUCCGCGCCCAGGACAGACUCAUAGAGGUGAACGGGCAGAAUGUCGAGGGGCUGCGCCACGCAGAGGUGGUUGCCAGCAUCAGGGCGAGGGAGGAUGAGGCCCGGCUGCUGGUGGUGGACCCUGAGACGGACGAGUACUUCAAGCGGCUCCGGGUCACGCCCACUGAGGAGCAUUUGGAAGGUCCACUGCCAUCACCAGUCACCAAUGGGACCAGCCCUGCCCAGGUCAACGGUGGCUCAGCGUGCUCGUCUCGAAGUGAUCUGCCUGGCUUAGACAAGGACACUGAGGUAGACAGCAGCACCUGGAAGCGGGACCCCUUUCAGGAGAGUGGCCUCCACCUGAGCCCCACGGCGGCCGAAGCCAAGGAGAAGGCGAGAGCCACCCGGAUCAAUAAGCGGGCACCACAGAUGGACUGGAACAGGAAACGCGAGAUCUUCAGCAACUUCUGAGCCCCUCCCUGCCUGUUUGCACGGCCCACAGGCCUCGCCCCACAGGCCCAGCCCAGAGUUCCCCAAGCCUCAGUGGACUGGAGGGAGUGCCUCCUCACCCCCAGAAGCCGUGCUGGUCCCACCACCACCCAGGAACCAAUGUGCGCCCCAGUGAGCCCCGUCCUGCCCCCCUACCUGCUGGGUGCUGGAUAGGGGAGAGGGGGCCCCCCUGAGAUAGAAGAGAGGGACAGAGAGAGGCAGUGGUGACCGUGGGCCCGGCCCUUUUGCUGCUCUGCCCGGGCCUGCUGACUUAAAGGAAUUUGUGUUUUUGCUUUUCUUCCAAAAACAAAAAAAGAGAGAGAGCUCCAGUUCCACACAUGUUUCCACUUAAUACCAGAGUCCCGCCCCCGCCCCUGCCCCCGCAGGACGCCUCUCUAAGUAAUUGCAAUAAAACAAACCUUUCUCUGCAAACCAUUUCCUCCCCACCCUUCAGCAGCAGCCAUCCCAAGUGGGCGCCCCGGGCACUUCCAGGGACAGAGGAAAACGUAGGGGGGCCAGACUGUGGUUGUGGGGGCUUCAGCGUGACACUGGGGAGGCCAGAUGUGGCUGUAGGAGCUGCCCCUCUGCCCCCUCCCUGCUGGGAGCAGGGGUCACCAGGCCAGGCCCCCAUGUCCCUACUCAACUGUGGUCUGGGGCAUGGGGCCUGGGCUCCAGGGGCCCGAAGAUGGAGGCCCUGUGUCCCAGAAGAGGGUGGUCUCCGGACAGGCCUCUUGUCCCUGCGCCACAGCCGCGAGGCAUGGGGAGUGUGGCUGUGGGAGAGCUUGCCUGCCCCCAGGAGACCCCCACCCACUCUCCCUUUCCUGCUGGCCCCGGCUGACAUUGCUGUCUGCCCCGUAAGCCAUAGCGCAUGCGCGCCCUCCUAAUAAACAGGCCUUCCUCAGA